AUGGGAGUUCAAGGACUUUGGAAACUUCUUGAAUGUGCUGGGAGACCCAUAAACCCAGAAAUGCUGGAAGGAAAAAUUCUUGCUGUUGAUAUUAGUAUUUGGUUGAAUCAAGCAAUAAAGGGAGCCAGAGAUCGUGGUGGUAGUUCUGUACGAAAUGCUCACCUCCUCACUCUGUUUCAUCGACUCUGCAAGUUGCUGUUUUUCCGAAUUCGGCCUGUCUUUGUUUUUGAUGGAGAGGCACCACUUCUGAAGAGACAGACCUUGGCUAAGCGAAGACAAAGAAAGGAAGUUGCUGUCAGCGAUUCCAGGAAAACUACUGAGAAACUCUUGAAAACAUUUUUAAAGAGACAAGUUAUAAAAAAUGCGCUUACAGGCAGAAGCAGUGAAGCUUUUCCCAGUAUUACACCAGUUCGAAGAGAAGAAAUAGAUGAUAUAUACGUAUUGCCUUCUUUAGAAGAUGAAGAGAAGAACAGUUCAGAGGAGGAAGAGGAAAAAGAAUGGCAAGUGAGAAUGAGCCAAAAAAAGAUGUUGCAAGAAGAGCUAUGUGAAAAUCCUCAUUCUGUAGAUAUUGAAUCAGAAGAUUUCAACAAGCUGCCUCCAGAAAUAAAACAUGAGAUCUUGACUGAUAUGAAAGAAUUCACAAAGCGGAAAAGAACAUUAUUUGAAGUAAUGCCAGAGGAGUCAAAUGAGUUUUCCCAGUACCAGCUUAGGGGUUUGCUUAAGAAAAGCAGCCUCAAUCGGUACAUAGAAAAUGUAGAAAAAGAAUUGAAUCAACAGCACUCGGGUGAAAUUCAAACACAAUAUGAAAAUGAAGGUGGUUUUGUGAAAGAAGUGGAAUCUAGGAGGGUAGUCUCUGAAGAUACUUCUCACUACAUCCUAAUAAAGGGUAUUCAAGCAAAAGAAGCUACAAGUAGAGACUUGGAAACUGCUGCGGGACCCUCAUCAAGAAUACCUGAAUUUACUAAACUGAGUAAAAUCAAUGAAUCUUCUGCUAAUGCAGUUACAGCUGACAAGUCGCAAACAGAGAAAGAUAACAGGACGACUGCGCCACCCUCUCCUCGGACUUUGCUCGCUAUCCAGGCAGCUAUGGUAGAAAGCAGCUCAGAAGAAGAGCUGGGGGAUGAAGAUGGAGGGCGACUGAACAGGGACCAGUCUGUAACACAGGAAGGCAGCGUGUCUCCGAGAACACUACAGGCAAUUCAGCAAGCUCUGAGUGAUGACAGUAAAAGGGAGGAAGUUGUUACUGUUACAGCUGGUGGAGUGCUACCAGAAAGAUCAGAAGUGAAGGAUUUUCUGCUUAGUAGCUCAGAUGAGGAAGAUCAGAUUCCUGCAGUUAAGGAGGGAGAAAAAAUACCUACACCUACAAUUCAUUUGUCAAACCAAGUGAUUACGCAAGAUGCUGAAUUUGAACAAAAGAGCCAGGAAUUGGGAAGAAAUUAUAUUACCCCCAAGGACACCACUAUAUCCAGAGCUGAAAAUUAUUCUGAUGUUGACAAUACUAGAAAAGGCAAAGAAGACGUAGACAAAGAAGAAAGUGCUUCCAAACUGGACUUAAAUUCUUUGGGAGAUAAGGAUAUAAACUUGUGCAUGCAGAAGCCAAACUGUUCUCCUGUACAAACUAGUAUAGGGGCUUUGGUUCAUGCUGAAACAGUAGACCUUUCUAAAGGUGGGGAAAACUUGCAAGUUUCUGAAAAUCUAGAGGAAGGAAUUUCUCAAACAGAGGAGAAUGUAUCUGAGGUGCAAAAGGAUAUUAGAUUUUUUCCAGAAGCAAAAAGUCCUGAGGGGGAAAGAAAAAGGAUGCCACCGUCUCAAGACAGUGAUUCUGAAGACAGUGAUUCAGAUGGUAUCUUUAUUGAAGUGGAUGCUGAAAUCAGUAAUGAGGCUGAGUUUCCUACUGAAUCUGAUGAAAAAUUGGGUGAUGAAACAGCAUUUCCAGAAGUGGAGACAGACAGGUGUGAUACUGUCACACAGGACUUGCCAAAGGAGUCUGAUGAAGUGCAGCUGGCAAACGAUCAGAGCGUUGAGAGAGAAGAUGGUGAAGAUGCAGUGGAUGAGUGGCAAGACAUCAGUUUGGAAGAGCUAGCAGAAUUAGACAAUGACCUGUCUGCUGAGCAGAAUGUGCUUCAGGCUCAGAAGCAGCAGCAGGAACGUGUUGCUGCUUCUGUAACCGGACAGAUGUUCUUGGAAAGCCAGGAGCUUCUCCGUCUGUUUGGCAUUCCCUAUAUUGAAGCUCCAAUGGAGGCAGAGGCACAGUGUGCUAUAUUAGACCUCACUGAUCAAACGUCUGGGACAAUCACCGAUGACAGUGAUGUUUGGUUAUUUGGCGCACGACACGUUUAUAAAAAUUUCUUCAGUCAAAACAAAUAUGUGGAAUAUUAUCAGUGCGUUGAUUUUCAGAACCAACUAGGGUUGGAUAGAAACAAGCUAAUUAAUUUGGCGUACUUGCUUGGAAGUGACUACGCUGACGGCAUCCCAAAUGUUGGCUUUGUAACAGCGAUGGAGAUUUUAAAUGAAUUUCCUGGACAUGGCUUGGAACCCCUCUUAAAAUUUGCUGAGUGGUGGAAUGAGGCUCAGAAGAAUAAGAAAUUGAGACCUAAUCCACAUGAUACCAAAGUCAAGAAGAAACUGAGGGAGCUGCAGCUUCAUUCAGGUUUCCCAAAUCCAGCGGUGGCAGAAGCAUACCUGAAGCCUGUAGUGGAUGAGACAAGGGGUUCAUUCACCUGGGGGAAGCCUGAUGUAGAACAGAUCAGAGAAUUCUGUCAGGAUCAUUUUGGCUGGACGAGGACAAAGAUAGAUGAAAUCCUUUCGCCUGUGCUAAAACAGCUGAACUUGCAGCAGACUCAGCUUCGAAUUGAUUCGUUCUUCAGACUAGCACAGCAUGAAAACCAAGCUAUAAAAAGUAAGAGACUACGCAGAGCUGUGACUUGUCUUAAGAGAAAAGAAAGAGAGGAAGCCGAUGAAGCCACUGCUGUUAUGGAGACUGAACUUAAACAGCAUGAGGAAGGGAAAGGCGAAGGUACUGCACGCUGGGCAAAUCAUCAAGCUUUGGCAACAGAAGUCCAAAGUGGAAAAAGGAGAAAGUGUUCAGAUUCCAGAAAAGAACAUUUAUAUGGAGGUGGUUUUAUUGGGAAUUUGCAUCUCUCAGAGACUUCUAGUGACUCCUCAGUAGAGAGAUUGGAAACUGGAGAUUUAGGCAAGCCCAAAAAGAGUAAAAAAGUUGCUGCGAUGGAGACGACAAACCAUAAAGAGAAAAAGGUGUGCAGUAGCUCGAGUGAUGAGGAUGAAGAACUGGGAAGUGUGGUCAUGGUGACUGCCAAACCUGUAUUUGAGGGCAGAAAAAAGAAAUCGCAGAGUAAGAGAGGAAGAAAAAAGAAAAAGACUUAA
Messenger RNA from Apaloderma vittatum (bar-tailed trogon), 3384 nucleotides. RefSeq names its product excision repair cross-complementation group 5 (gene ERCC5). The transcript has 15 exons. Lineage: Eukaryota; Metazoa; Chordata; Aves; Trogoniformes; Trogonidae. The record is from RefSeq and is a predicted model, not a curated record. Gene Ontology annotation, biological process: nucleotide-excision repair. Gene Ontology annotation, molecular function: DNA endonuclease activity; single-stranded DNA binding. Bases 1 to 3384 code for a protein of 1127 amino acids. Gene Ontology annotation, cellular component: nucleus.